Rubroshorea leprosula is the source of this 1119-nucleotide messenger RNA. Lineage: Eukaryota; Viridiplantae; Streptophyta; Magnoliopsida; Malvales; Dipterocarpaceae. The record is from the annotation of a GenBank genome assembly.
GGUGGGGAAUCUUUGCCAGGCCUAAGCCAAUAUUUAAAAGAUAGAAAAUUUCACUAGAUGGAAAAGUCAUGCAUUGAUGAUUCUGAAAUUCAAGUCAACCAUAUUAACAAGUGAAUUUGCAUAAACUAAGGAGAAAAGCAGCCAGGCUUCUACAGACAGGAAAAGAGACUGGAACUUUAGAUAUGGGAAAAGCAAGCAGAUGGAUAACAAACUUCCUGGUAGGAAGAAAGGAGAAAGAGAAGAAAGAAACUACUUUAUCUUUUCCUGAAGAACCCUUCAAAAAGAGAUGGAGUGAUGAGCAAAAAUCAGGAAGCAAGGAGAGCGCUCACAGAAAAUAUAGGUAUCUUGAUUCAAUCUCUGCCCCUUCCCUUGUCGCAGCAGCAACUGGAGUAACUACUACAAAAAUUCUGAUAGCUGCUGGUUUACACAGAGCAGCCGAAGAUGUAGCUGCCACUAGGAUUCAGGCUGCCUUUCGUUCUUAUCUGGCAAGGAAAGUAUUGCGUGCUUUAAGGGCAUUGAUAAAGUUGCAAGCACUAGUUAGGGGUCACCUGAUUCGUGCUCGGUUUCGGAGAAUUGAGAUGCCGGAGGAAUCUCAAAUUGUUCUUAAAAGCCAAUUAUCCAGAUAUGGCAAUUUAUCCCUUGAGAAAAGUUUCAGAAAAGCUCAUAAAGAAGCUAUUGAUAAAGAUCUGUUCCAAAGGCGACAUUGGCAGAACAGAAAUCGUUUUAUGAAUCAUGCAGAAGCAGAGAGGAUAAGGCACGGUUUCACCACAUACCAUUCUGAGGAUCUUUCAGUCUCAAGAAGAUGGGAAUGUCAACCGGAGGAAUUUUCUGCCACAGCACAUAGUGGUCCGCUGUAUUCUGUGGCAGGGCUCGAGGCAGCUUGUGGAAGAGCUUCCUUCAAUUGUCAGCAGCGGGGCUAUCCAAACCUACCGAAUUACAUGCUCAACUCACGGUCCUCCAAGGCCAAGGUCAAUGUCUGGUAACAGAGAGAGCCAAAGCAGUGACCUAGAAGCAGCAAGAAGGAAAGAGAACAGCUUCAGUUGAAUUAAUGAAUGUCAUUCAACAAAAGUCAUCUCUGUUGCAAGACUGAAACAACUCAAUUAAAAGUCAAGAUCCCUG